Molecule: messenger RNA, 1362 nt
Organism: Saxophila tyrrhenica
Lineage: Eukaryota; Fungi; Ascomycota; Dothideomycetes; Mycosphaerellales; Extremaceae
Gene: STE24
Product: zinc metalloprotease
Exons: 2
Coding region: 1-1362 (453 amino acids)
Biological process (GO): CAAX-box protein processing
Cellular component (GO): endoplasmic reticulum membrane
Molecular function (GO): metalloendopeptidase activity
Source: RefSeq, a predicted model, not a curated record
AUGGAUCUCCUUCGCAACCUCGCCGCCAUCCUCGACCGGCCAUUACCAUGGAAGAAAUUGAUCUUGACAUUUGCGGUCGGAGAGUUCUGCCUCGAAUCAGCGCUUCUGUACCGCCAAUACCUCGUCCUCAAGCGCACCACCAUCCCGUCGUCGAUAUCGAAAGAGAUAGACCAGGCCACAUACGACAAAAGCCAGGCUUACGGUCGGAGCAAGGCCAAGUUCUCCUUCAUCUCGAGCCUUUGGUCUCAGAUCAAGAACUACUACAUCAUACAGCAUGAUGUGUAUCCAAGACUAUGGCUCUUGACAAGCACGUGGCUGCCUCUACUACCCACCCGCUUCAGCGGAGAGAUCACCCACUCCCUCCUCUUCGCCUUCACCUACAGCUUCGCGGAAACCCUCCUCGGCCUGCCCUUCAGCUACUACUACCACUUCGUCCUCGAAGAGUCCUACGGCUUCAACAAACAAACCAUCUCCCUCUUCUUCACCGACCUAGUCAAAGGCCAAGCGCUCUCCCUCGCCUUCGGCAUCCCACUCGGCGCAGCCUUCCUCAAGAUCAUCCAGAAGACUGGCGACCAAUUCUUCUUCUACCUCUGGGCCUUCACGCUCCUCGUCCAGCUCGGCGCCAUCACAAUCUACCCCAUCCUCAUCGUCCCGCUCUUCAACAAACUCACGCCUCUCGAGCCCGGCCAACUGAAAGAGCGGGUAGAAGGCCUAGCAAAACGUCUCAAAUUCCCGCUCGCAGAACUCCAAGUCAUCGAUGGCAGCAAGCGCUCCGCGCACAGCAACGCCUACUUCACCGGCCUGCCGUGGAAAAAGAAGAUUGUCAUCUACGAUACGCUGAUCGAGAAGAGCGAGAUCAAAGAGGUGGAGGCGAUUCUGGCACAUGAGCUUGGACAUUGGAGUAUGGGACAUACCACGAAACUGCUUGGGAUCAGCAGCUUCCAUCUGUUCUAUGUGUUUGCGCUGUUUAGCGUAUUCAUCAACAACAACAGCUUGUAUGAGGCGUUUGGGUUCUUCAAUGAGAGGCCCAUUAUCAUUGGCUUUAUCCUGUUCAACGAGGUAUUGUCGCCUACGGACAGCUUGAUCAAGCUGGGGAUGAAUAUCCUGACGAGGAGGUUUGAGUUUGAGGCCGACGCCUUCUCGAACCGUCUCGGCUACAGCGCCGAACUCGCCAGCUCCCUCAUCAAGCUGCAGGUCCAGAACCUGUCUUCCAUGGAUGCCGACUAUCUCUACUCGUCAUACCAUUACUCCCACCCCAUCCUCACCGAGAGGCUGAAGGCCAUCGGCUGGAAGGGCGACAAGAAAGUCUCGACAGCCAAGUCGGCGAAUGGCAGCGCCGAUGGGAAGAAGGAUGAGCUAUAA